Molecule: messenger RNA, 1784 nt
Organism: Magallana angulata
Lineage: Eukaryota; Metazoa; Mollusca; Bivalvia; Ostreida; Ostreidae
Exons: 10
Coding region: 100-1653 (517 amino acids)
Source: RefSeq, a predicted model, not a curated record
GUCAAAAUGGAAAAACAUGUUACAAUCUAGCUUUAGCGUACUGAAGUUGGAAUGAGUAGCUGUUCGCAGUAGCUAACCUACGAUGAUCUAGGUGUUAUAAUGGGCAACAAAGAAGAAAAAUGGACCCAGUGUGUAACACUCGCAGUCCUCUUGAUGAUGGUUAUGACGGUAGAGGGUACUGACCCGGUUUGUCGGCCAUUUUGUCAUCUGCCACCGGAAACACACGAGAAAUGCAGUAGUCUGCGAUUUCUUUUCUCGUGUAUCAGCAAAGUUAAAAUGAGAUGUACAAUGAACCUUCACUGUUCCUGUGAAUGGCUGCACGCACUGGAAAAUGUCUAUUUAGAGUCGGAGAGACUGGCAAAAGUCCGGAAUUCCAACAUUUUUGAGCAAUGUACCGGCACUCUUACAGAAGAUUGUGACGAAUGGAAAGAAAAAUGGAGUCAUGUCCCUUGUGUGAGAAUAAAUAAAAAAGCAUCCACGAACGACACACGGAAUCCGGAAAUGCAGCUGAAGCUGAAUGAGAUCCGGGCCAGUGUUAUGAAGCUGAAAGACAAGGCUAAGCGCCGCAGACUUCUCAAAAACCUGAAUGCCUUGAUGAACAAAAUGCCAUGGGAAAAUGUAGCAGCAGAAAAUGUAUCGAGCGCCUCUUACAAUUCCAACGACAAGGGUAAGCCGCUAGCCAGCGCCAUCAGAUUGUCCGAGGGGUCCCAGCAGACCAACUACUCCGAAUGGAUGGGUUCUAUUGACAGUUGGCACCGGAAGGUCUUGUUUGAACACUGGGAAAAGGUUUCCCAGGCCGACAUCAUGGAGACGUUACACCGCCGCCGCACGUUCCUGCUCCUGUUCGGCGUCCUCACCGGAGCUACGGCCUUCAUCAUCGUCAUGUUGUUUGUAAUCAAGUAUCAGUCGGACAAGAACGUGCGGAAGGAUAUCGUCUUUGACGGCAAUCUGGAUGUGAUGGGGCGGGAGGACUCGUUCAGUUUUCUUGAUAAGCUUCGAAAAGAAAAAAGGCGGAAAGGAAAGGAUGUUCAACUGAAGCCACUGAAAAUGAAUUCACUGACAAUGUUUCCUAAGAAGGUGACAUCAGACACAAAACCAAAGACAGACUACAGAAGAAAACCACAGAUCUCCCAACAACCCACACAACCAACAAAAAAGUGCCAACCCGACCUAAACAAAGUUUCUAUUGACGCCAAGAAAACUAUUUUUGAAGAAAAUAAUAAGAAUCCGAACACACAUAGCCAACCUCUGUCAGAUCCACAAACAGAACAGGUCCCGGAAUAUGCAUUAAAAAGUUCCUCCAGUUAUGAUAUCGGGGAUCGGCUUUUUCCCUCGGCAAUGAUGCGAAGUUUUGGCACGGAGUUCGGCACCCCUUCACAGAAAACCACUAACACACUCACCGAUUCAAAUGAACAGUCUACGUCACAAACUGUGCGUGCCACGUCACCAAAAAGACCAGAAAGUACCCAAGAACCAUCUACGUCACCAGCUGUGCGGGUCACGUCACCAUUGCUAAUUCCUGUAAACCAUGUUACCACAGUGAAAAUCUCUCCCAAACGCUUUCUGUCAUCUGAUGAAUCCACCUCUACAUCUUCAUCUUCUUCAUCGUCUUCUUCAACAUCAGCAACCACCACCGGAUCGUCGAAUGGCUAAUGAACAUAUCAACUAAUUAAUGUUUUUAAUGAAUACGUUAACUUAAUAUUAAAAAAAACGAAAUAUUUUUGUGUCUUGUUUUUUUUUUCUUUCAUAGCUGGUGCUUUACGAUUUCUAAAUGUUUGUAAAAA